UAUAAAAUCAUCAACAAAUUUACAUUUUUUGAUUUGUUCUUAAAAUCUAAUAAAUAAUAAUUAUAACUAAAACAAUUAAAAUUAGCCAAAGUAAUGGCAACAACUAAAACCCCUAAGGAUGUUUUUGUGCUUAAUUGCAAUGAAAUUCCUGAAACCAUAUGCGUGGAAACUCGUUUUAUAACUCAGUCGGCUGCUAAGCAAAAGAAAAAUGAACAAAUAUAUUACAUUACUAAUAAAAAUGGAAGUUUGGAAAUGAGUAGACAGGAAGAUCAACAGGUCUCGCAGAAAAAUGCCAUAACUAUUGCUAAACCCACAACAGUUACACUUAGUAUUCAAACAAAACAGGGACCCACCCAACCAGUCCCACUAAUACAACAAACAACAGGUACAAUAGUACCACUAGCAUCAGCUCUAACAAAUCAAAGCAAUAAAGAGCUUAUCACGAGUUGUAAUACCAAUGUUGUCACUAAUUUAUCAGCCAGCAAAAAUACAUCAAAACCAACAGUUACAGACAUACCGCAGAGCAAUACAUCUCAAUUGCAAAUUACCAACGUGAAUGCUUCAGUUUUGCCCGUAAAUUCUUUAGGAGCAACCAGUGGUAUAAAUAUGCCGAUUAUUAGGUGUAAUUUUAAUGAUCAAGUACAACAGACCGAUGUUUCAACUCUAAAUAUGAAGUCUAUUGCUAUACAAUGUAAAUUGGACGAGGAAUUAGAUGACGUAUGGGGUGAAUGGCUGCCAAUGACUGAAGAACCACUUGUGAAUGGAGAAAAUUCGGAAACCGUAAUGGACAAUUUUAGGAAAUUUGUUGAAGAUAAUUCAACGCAGCACAAAGACUAUAAAGAAUGUUUAAUAUGCGGAGAGAUAGGCAAGUCGAAUAAAUAUUUCUAUGGCCACAUGUCCAUUCAUCGUGGUCCAAGGGUUUUAUGUUUUAAAUGCGGCCAAUACUUGGACAACGAGAAUUUGCUACUUCAGCACAAGUGUGGAAAAGUGCGUCAAUUGGAGAAGGCUUUUCUGCAAUGUCCCCAUCAUGGCUGCAGUGUAGUGGCUAUUUCUCGUUUGGAACUAUACGAUCAUAUAAACGAACAUGACAACAAUCGCAUGUACAAGUGUUCUGCUUGCCGCAAAGGCUUUUGCACUGGUCAAGAAUUUUUACGUCAUAUCCUAAUCAGAGGUAAAUGUUAUACGACCGCCAAACGGAAACGAUUUAGAGUCUAUGGUUUGGAAUCACAAAAAGAUCGUUUAUGUCGUGUGCGUGUGUUUACUUUGCAUACGUUCAAGAAACGUACAACAUUGGUGAAGACAUUCUUAUCACAGCGCGUUGCUAAACAAGGAGUUUGUAAGAUUUGCUUAAGAUCAUUUACCAACAUAUCCGUAUUUAAUCGUCAUCGCAGCAAGUGUUUAACAAAAUUUCGCAAACGAUUAAUACGAAAAAGACGUGCCAGAGCAAAUGCAUAAAUAUGUUGAUACAUUUUUUAUUUUCAAUGCUUAUAAUAAGAAUAUAUUCUAAUUACUAAUAUUUUUUGUAACCAUGGUAUAGUUAUCUCUAUCCUGUUUGUUACAAACAUGUUUAAUACAUAUUAAUAAAAAAUAUACUAUAUUUUUACAUUGUUA
This is a messenger RNA of Calliphora vicina (urban bluebottle blowfly), 1611 nucleotides long. It is a transcript of the gene Boh1, whose product is annotated as Buddy of Hmr 1. The record is from RefSeq and is a predicted model, not a curated record. The transcript has a single exon. The coding region runs from base 94 to 1455 and encodes 453 amino acids. Lineage: Eukaryota; Metazoa; Arthropoda; Insecta; Diptera; Calliphoridae.